AAAAAACUUACCGCCGGGAAACAUGGGGUGGCCGCUUUUCGGUGAAACUCUUCACUUCCUCAAGCCUCAUUAUUCGGGUUCUCCCGGAACCUUUCUGCAACAACACUGUUCUAGGUAUGGGAAGGUUUUCAAGUCGCAUCUAUUUGGUUCGCCGACCAUAGUUUCCUGCGACCUUGAGCUCAACAUGUUCGUUCUUCAAAAUGAAGAGAAGCUCUUCCAAGCAAGCUACCCCAAACCCAUUCAUGGCAUUCUUGGGAAGUACUCUUUGCUCAUCGUCUCCGGUGACCUUCACCGGAAGCUUAGGAAUGUUGGCGUCAGCUUCAUCGCCUCUUCCAAGUCCUCGCCCCAUUUUCUCCACUGGAUCGAGAAGCUCUCAAUCUCCAUGAUGGACUCGUGGAGUGGCCAGAAUGAAGUUUCUUUCUACAAAGAAGCUAAAGCUUUCACCCUUCGUCUCAUGGUGAAGCACCUCCUGAGUGUUAACCCGGACGAGACGUUAGCGUCGAGGAUUUUAGAAGAUUUCCAAACUUACAUGAGAGGCUUUCUUUCUCUGCCGAUAAAUCUCCCCGGAACCGCUUAUGCUAAGGCUGUUAAGGCUAGAGCACGGCUUUCUUCAUGCGUGAAGGACAUUAUGGAAGAAAGGCGAAAACGGAGACGCGAAGAGCUUGAAGAAAUAGAAGAAGGAGAAGUAGACUUUUUAGAUGCGAUACUGUUGAAACAAAGCCUAAACGACGAUGAAAUAGUUAGCAUUAUGUUGGACAUAAUGCUGGGAGGGUACGAGACAACCUCCACACUCAUGGCCUUGAUUGUCUACUUUCUUCAUCAUUCGCCAAUUGCUUUAGCCAAAUUAAAGGAAGAACACGAAGCUAUAAGGGAAAACAAAAAGAAUGAGAGCACCCCCUUAGACUGGGAAGAUUACAAAAAAAUGGAGUACUCUCACCAUGUUAUUUGUGAAGCCAUGAGAUGUGAGAUAAUUAUACCGUCUGGAUGGAAGGUUCUUCCCAUCUUCACCGCGUCACAUGUGGAUCCAGACCUUCAUGAUAAUCCGGCACAAUUUGAUCCUACGAGAUGGACUAAAAUGAGCAGAAAAGUGACACCAUUUGGUGGAGGAGCAAGGCUUUGUCCAGGAGCUGAGCUCGCUAAAGUAGUCAUUUGUUUCUUUCUGCACCAUCUAGUCCGUACGUAUAGAUGGAAAACAAAAUCAGAUGAGUGCCCACUUGCUUACCCCUACGUUGAAUUCCGAAGAGGUUUACUGAUAGAGAUUGAACCUGCUGCAAAGGACUCGAUGAAAUUAUGCUCCCGAUCGAGCUAAGAUUGCAAAUUAUAGGAUAGAA
Molecule: messenger RNA, 1331 nt
Organism: Argentina anserina (silverweed cinquefoil)
Lineage: Eukaryota; Viridiplantae; Streptophyta; Magnoliopsida; Rosales; Rosaceae
Product: cytochrome P450 724B1
Exons: 9
Coding region: 23-1309 (428 amino acids)
Biological process (GO): sterol metabolic process
Molecular function (GO): heme binding; oxidoreductase activity, acting on paired donors, with incorporation or reduction of molecular oxygen; monooxygenase activity
Source: RefSeq, a predicted model, not a curated record